Messenger RNA from Prorocentrum cordatum, 405 nucleotides. The record is from the annotation of a GenBank genome assembly. NCBI's taxonomy places the organism in Eukaryota, Dinophyceae, Prorocentrales, Prorocentraceae.
AUGAGGUACGGUUUAGAUCCCCACUCAACGUCCACGAGGCCCGAAUUGCUCUCGACCCUGACGACCGGUGUGGCUUUCCAGGAUUCAGCGAUCGCAUUCGGCACGGGUGUUAUGGCCGUGACCACCUGCACCUCGCUCAUUGUCUUCCACACUAUGGAUGAUUGGCAGAAGGCGACUUGGUCAGUUUCGCACAGCGAGUACUCACCGAUUUCCGACAAGGUCCACGGCGAAGAUUUGUCGCACGAGAUCUCGGAGGAAAGUCACGGGAACAUCGCGGUCACCCCGAAAGUGGAUUCGGACGACAUUUGGUCUAACGAUGAGCCCGUCUAUGACCCGAACAUUGACGGCGGAUCGUCGGCUUACCACCGGCAGGCUAAACAGCAGGAUCAUGCCCUCUCGUACUGA